UCCGUAAAGUUUUGGGGGCGGGAAGGGAAGGGGGAGGAACAUCUUCUGGCUUCUCUGGUACGAUUCAAACCUCCGUCUUCGUGUUUUCUGUCCAGAGAAAAUGGCUCGAAACAAGGAAGCAUUGAUCUUAUUGAUUGAUGUUGGUCCAUCAAUGCACAGUGUCUUACCAGAGAUUCAAAAAGUUUGUUCUUUGCUAAUACAAAAAAAGCUGGUUUUCAACAAAUAUGAUGAAGUAGGAGUUGUUGUAUUUGGAACAAAAGAUACCGACAAUGAUUUGAUGAAAGAAGUGGGUGGAUAUGAACAUGUCACAGUUUUACAGCCAAUCAAAGUGGUUGAUGGAGAUCUUGUUGAUGUUACACAACAACUUCCUCAAGGAACACUUCCUGGAGAUUUUAUGGAUGCGAUUGUUGUUGGAAUGGAUAUGCUAAUUAAAAAAUACCAAGAUACAAUCAAGGGUAAAAAACGUAUCUGUCUCAUAACUAAUGCCAUGUAUCCUAUUAAAGAUCCAUAUGAAGGUACAAAAGAAGAUCAAGUCUACACCAUUGCUGAACAAAUGGCUGCACAUGGUAUGAAAAUUGAUUGUAUCAUAUAUAGAGGAGAUCAAAACCGGGUCCCACAUAAUACCACAAUUGAAGAAAAUGAUAUGCUGUUGAGUAUAUUUUCAAAAAAGACAAAAGCAAAAGCAGUUCAUGUUGAAAGUUCAACCUCACUAUUAGGUGCAUUGAGAACGCGUAACCUAGCUCCUGUAACCACAUUCAGGGGUGAUCUUGAGUUAAGCCCUACAUGUAAAAUCAAGGUUUGGGUAUACAAGAAAACAUCUGAAGAAAAGUUCCCAACUCUCAAAAAAUAUUCUGAUAAAGCCCCUUCAACAGAUAAAUUUGCCACUCAUGAAAUCAAAUUAGAUUACGAGUAUAAAAGUGUUCAAGAUCCUAGUAAAGUUGUCCCUCCAGAACAAAGAAUAAAAGGCUACAGAUAUGGCCCACAAGUCAUUCCUAUCUCAUCUGCUGAAUUUGAAGCAGCCAAAUUCAAACCAGAAAAGGGCGUGAAGCUUUUAGGGUUCACAAAUGCUUCAAAUGUUAUGCGACACUACUACAUGAAAGAUGUCAACAUUAUCAUUGCUGACCCUGGCAACAAAAAGGCGCUUCUUGCUGUUUCUGCAUUAGCAAGGGCAAUGAAGGAAAUGAACAAAGUUGGAAUUUUGAGAUGUGUAUGGAGACAAGGGCAAGCAAAUGUUGUUAUAGGUGUUUUAACUCCUAAUGUAUCUGACAAAGAUAAUAUCGCGGAUUCUUUUUACUUCAAUGUCCUUCCUUUUGCUGAAGAUGUAAGGGAGUUUGAGUUUCCUUCUUUCAGCAACCUUCCAAAAUCACUUCAGCCAAAUAAAGAACAGCAAGAAGCUGCAGAUAAGUUGGUGAUGAUGAUGGAUUUAGCGCCAGCUGGCAAGGAGGAAGCUUUACGCCCGGAGUUCACUCCGAAUCCUGUUUUGGAGCGUUUCUACCACCAUCUUGAACUGAAAUCAAAGAAUCCAGAUGCAGCAGUGCCGCCACUUGAUUCAACUCUGAAAAGAAUAACAGAACCUGAUCAUGAAGUAGUAUCACAGAACAAGCUUGUAAUUGAUGAGUUUUGUAGAAAUUUUGAAAUCAAAGAAAAUCCCAAGCUGAAGAAAUCGGCUAGGCGCUUACUGAGGGAUCAAAAGUCAGGAUCUUUUGAAGGGCAAGUUGGUAAAAUUGAAGACAAGUUGAUGGACAUAGUGGGGUCCACGUCAGCAGUGAAGGUGGAGACAAUUGGGGAGUUGACAGCUGUACAAGAUUUUGAAGCUAUGAUAUCGCGCAGAGAUAGCCCUGAGUGGGUUAGCAAAGCUAUAUUUGGUAUGAAAAAUAAAGUAUUGGAUUUGGUGGAGAAUUCGUAUGAAGGGGAUAAUUAUCCAAAGGCUUUAGAAUGUUUGGUUGCUCUCAGAAAGGGAUGUGUCAUUGAGCAAGAACCAAAGCAAUUCAACAAUUUUUUGCGCCAUAUUUAUAGAUUCUGCGAAGAGAAAGAUUUAAAAAGUUUCUGUGAGCUUCUUGCUUCAAAAGACAUUAUGUUUAUUACCAAAACAGAGGCUGAAGACAGUGAUAUUGCAGAAAAAGAUGCUAGAAGCUUGUUUGUGAAAGCAGAGACUUGAAUGAUGGUGUAAGUUUUAUGUUUUUGAAGAUGCGUCAACUUUGGGAGUAGAAGAUUUAAGGUCUGUAAUGAAGCUUUGUGGAUUUUGGGCAUAUAUUUAUGGUAGAAAAAGUUAUUGUGUGUUUUUAAUUUUUAAUCAUAGUGCCUUUAAGGCACCUAUUAUAAAUGAAAG
Molecule: messenger RNA, 2329 nt
Organism: Lactuca virosa
Lineage: Eukaryota; Viridiplantae; Streptophyta; Magnoliopsida; Asterales; Asteraceae
Source: the annotation of a GenBank genome assembly